Messenger RNA from Pipistrellus nathusii (Nathusius's pipistrelle), 372 nucleotides. NCBI's taxonomy places the organism in Eukaryota, Metazoa, Chordata, Mammalia, Chiroptera, Vespertilionidae. The record is from the annotation of a GenBank genome assembly.
AUGUGCUUUGCCAAGAAGCACAACAAGAAGGGCCUGAAGAAGAUGCAAGCGAACAACGCCAAGGCCAUGGGCACCUGCACUGAGGCCAUCAAGGCCCUGGUCAAGCCCAAGGAGCCCAGGCCCAAUAUCCCAAAGAGUUGCAGUUGCAAACUCAGUCGACUUGCCUACAUCACUCACUCCAAGCUUGGGAAACUAGCUCGUGCCUACAUUGCCAAGGGGCUCAGACUGUUGGCCAAAGGCCAAGGCCAAGGCGGAAACCAAGCCCCAGGCUGCAGGUGCAGCUGGAGCUCGGGCUCCCAAAGCGGCUCAGGCCCCCACGGAGGCUCCUCUCCACGGAGGCUCCACAGUAGAGGCCUCUGUCUGCCCACGUGA